Molecule: messenger RNA, 3219 nt
Organism: Micropterus salmoides (largemouth bass)
Lineage: Eukaryota; Metazoa; Chordata; Actinopteri; Centrarchiformes; Centrarchidae
Gene: gpsm2
Product: G protein signaling modulator 2
Exons: 16
Coding region: 560-2557 (665 amino acids)
Molecular function (GO): GTPase regulator activity; protein binding
Source: RefSeq, a predicted model, not a curated record
AACACAUACGCUAGUGCAGCCGUAAGGCUUUACUUUUUUCUCAUAGAAGUUAAAAUCCAAGUUUUAUAAAAGUUAAAGGAUAAUGUAGUGUUAGGCUGGAUAUAAUACAGUAUAUAAAUACACUACAGCCAUCCGUUUUUUCAAACGGACCUAGGUUUUUAUUCUUGUGAGAAAGUAAAGAAGAGGAGAAGUAUCCGUUGUUCGAACUGGAUCGUCUAACGCUUUCCAGAUAUCCUGUUCCUGUGAGGAAGAAUUACCGAGGGCGGCCGAGGAGAUUGAAGUGCAGUGACGCAAAAACACACAGUAUAUGAAAGCAGCCGUGUGGACUGACGCAGCAGCUCUGUCCAAACACUCAUGGGGUUACCUUCCCCUAUCAACAUUCAGCAGAGAGACACUCGCAGACCUGACCACGUUGGGUGACUUUUUGUUUGGUUGACCUCCUCUUGUCCAACUCCUUUUAGCAAAAACAUUUUUUUUUCUUUCUGGUUGGCUCUUGUUUUUAAACGCAACCAUUUUUUCGGGAACGAAACUGGGAUUGUCCCUCAUAUUAUGUACAUCAAUGGACACCAGUGGCUCAGUGGUUAGCACGGGACCUGAGGAGCAGUCCUUUCAUGUUCGCUACAGGAUGGAGGUGUCCUGCCUGGAGCUGGCGCUGGAGGGUGAGCGGCUCUGUAAGGCGGGCGACUACAGAGCAGGCGUCUCCUUCUUUGAAGCUGCCAUGCAGGUGGGCACAGAGGACCUGCAGGUGCUCAGCGCCAUCUAUAGCCAGCUGGGCAAUGCCUACUUCCACCUGCAUGACUACGCUAAGGCCCUGGAGUUCCACCGGCAUGACCUCACCUUGACCAGGACAAUUGGUGACCUGCUUGGAGAAGCCAAAGCCAGUGGAAACCUUGGCAACACAUUAAAGGUGCUGGGGCGGUUUGACGAGGCUGUGGUUUGCUGUCAGAGGCACUUGGACAUAGCGAGAGACAUUAAUGACAAGGUGGGUCAGGCACGAGCUCUGUAUAACUUUGGGAAUGUGUACCAUGCCAAAGGCAAAAGUAUCUGUUGGAGUGGAGCUGAGCCUGGAGAUUUCCCAGAGGAGGUCAUGAUGGCACUGAGGAAGGCAGCUGAGUACUAUGAGGCAAACUUGGCGAUAGUGAAGGAGCUUGGGGAUCGCGCCGCUCAGGGUCGAACCUACGGUAACCUCGGCAACACGCACUACUUGUUGGGAAACUUUCACAGAGCUGUAGCUUCUCACGAACAGCGUUUGCUCAUAGCUAAGGAGUUUGGCGACCGCUCGGCAGAGAGACGGGCGUACUGCAAUCUGGGGAACGCCUAUAUCUUUUUGGGAGAAUUUGAAGUAGCAGCAGAGCAUUACAAGAGGACACUGCAGCUGGCAAGGCAGUUGAAGGAUCGAGCUGUGGAGGCCCAAGCCUGCUACAGUCUGGGAAACACCUACACACUUCUCCAGGAUUAUGAGAGAGCAAUAGACUACCAUCUCAAGCACCUCAUCAUAGCCCAGGACCUCAAUGACAGGAUUGGGGAGGGCCGUGCAUGCUGGAGUCUUGGAAAUGCUCACACUGCACUGGGGAAUCAUGACCAAGCCAUGCACUUUGCUGAGAAACACCUGGAGAUCUGCAAAGAGACUGGAGACAGAAGCGGGGAGCUGACGGCUCGUAUGAAUGUUUCUGAUCUCCAGAUGGUUCUGGGUCUGAGUUAUAGCACGAAUAACUCCACUCUGUCAGAGAAUAAGGAUAUAGACUACAACCUGCAUGGAGCGAGGCCCAGAAUGAGCCGAAGACACAGCAUGGAGAACCUGGAGCUGAUGAAACUCACCCCAGACAAAAUGAAUGGUCAAAAGUGGAACAGCGACAUCCUGACCAAACAGUCCAAACCCUCGCUGGCUAAGACCUCCUCCAAGCUGUUCUUUGUCAGUCGCCUGCGUGGGAAGAAGUACAAGACCAGUGGCUCCAGUAAGGUCCUCCAGGACACCAGCAACAUGCUGGACUCCAGUCAGGCAGCAGCACAGGGACCACAGAAGCGACUCAGUCCGGACAUGCUCGGAGACGAGGGCUUCUUUGAUCUGCUGAGCCGUUUCCAGAGCAACCGUAUGGAUGACCAACGCUGUUCAAUACAGGAUAAGGGCAGCAGGUUAUCACUAAACAGUGGUCCGGAGUCGCCUCCCAGAGCCAUCAGGAAAUCUGUAUCGGAUUCUGCCAACGUCUCAGGCAUCCCAGGCCGGCGGUUAGAGGAAUCUUCAGCAGCAGGGGGAAGCCUGCCCGGCCUCAGGCUCAAUCAAAACAGCAACCAGGCCGUGCUCAGCCACCUGAUGGCCAAUGCUGACAAUGCCGAGCCUGACGACGACUUCUUCGAUAUGCUUGUCAAAUGCCAGGGGUCCCGUUUGGAUGACCAGCGCUGUGCCCCUCCCCCUCCUCCUGUCCGAGGGCCCACUGUACCAGAUGAGGACUUCUUCAGCCUCAUCAUGCGUUCUCAGGCCAAACGAAUGGACGAGCAACGUGUCACCCUGCCUUCUGCAGCAAACACUACUGCCAGGCCCAGCUCCAGCUCCAACUGAACAAAGCACUAAAGGGAUAGGGUUUAGGUUUUUUAUCUCAUGAAGGUGUGGACAGCUGUGUGACUAAACAGUCGGUGGUCACUGGGAAGAAACCCGUGUCUCUUUUACAUUUUUCCUUUUGGACAAAAAGCACUGUCAGUGAUUGUAUAUAGUAUACAGUAUGGAAAAAUCUCAAUCUAACAAGAACUUGUUUCGCACAACUUGCACCAACAAAAACUCUUUAGUAUCAGGGACAAAAGUGUUUUGUUUUUUUAUCCUUGUUUGUCAUGAUUCUGUCCUCGUAAUUUCAUUUCACCCUAUGUGUAUUUUUCAAUACACAACUGCAUUAAUGUUUGUAUUCAUUGUACUGUUAAUGAUUGUUAUGAUUCUGUUAACUGCCGUCCCUACCACUACGAAGUAAUGUGGUAAUGCUCACAGUGGUGACUUGAGUCAGUGUGGACACAGAGGUACAGCAUUCUUUCCAUGUAUUUUGUUUGUAUGUGAGGGCGGGUAUUUGGUUUUUGGUUUAAGAGUUACCAGGGUCAAAGUUAAUGGAAUUUUUUAGCAAACUGGUAAAAUAAUGAAUUUAACCGGUGUACAGUCCUUACUUAUGCUCUUUUGUACUAACUGUUUCAACGAGGUCAGAGGAAUAAAUGUACAGUAGGCAUCUUGUUUUGACUUUU